This is a messenger RNA of Closterium sp. NIES-67, 4276 nucleotides long. NCBI's taxonomy places the organism in Eukaryota, Viridiplantae, Streptophyta, Zygnematophyceae, Desmidiales, Closteriaceae. The record is from the annotation of a GenBank genome assembly.
UCAUGGUCGCAAUUCCCGGUUCCAGCAUUCCACGCGUCCACUGACCCACCCUCGUCCAAUCCCACUCUUCCUUCCCCACCAUCGUCUCCUUCUCCCUCCUACCUUCUACUCCUCCUCCUCGUCUUACUCACCCCGUCCUCUCCCCUCCUCAACGGUAGCCAGUCGCUCGUGUUCCCCUAGCUCUCGCUCCUUUCCGCGUCACCGACGCCUACAAGCCCGUCUGCGGAGGGCUUCCUGCGAACCCGCCGCGAAACGGCUGGAAGAGGUGGAGCGACCCAAAGACGUGGGGCCAGCAGUCCCUGGUCCCCUGGAAGUGGCGCAAGAAAUUCAGGGUUUACCUUCCUCUUUGGCGUGCCUGGGCGCGGGUUGCUGCAGUGGAGGGAUGUGACUAUACCGUGCGGUGCGGCGAUCCUGCUGGACAUGCCUGAAAGUCCUGGACUCGCCCAAGCUCCCGCACAUCCGCGUCAAAGCCCGUUUCAUCCUCGUUAUGGGCCGCCUCACUGCAGGCUCAGCGUCCCGCCAGCUGUCCUCGCGCCUCACAGUCACUCUGCACCCCAACACGGGCUACUCGGGCGGCAGAAAGCCGUACAUGCUCCGAAAAGUGCCGCCUGCUGACAGAGGGAAUCCCCGAGACCUGGGGCACAAGGCGUUGCUGUGGUGGCGGGCAAGUGGACCUACAUGGCAUGCCGGGGGGAGCAGACACUCCCUCGUGGGUGCGCUUGGCGGCAACAGCAGCAGCGGGGCAGAGGCAGCUGGUGGUUGAGGGGAUGUGACAGCGUGGCAACCGGGGUUCACUGUGGCUGUUGCUGCCACCAGCACGGAUUUCAACGAGGCAGAGAGCAGGGAGAUCGAAUCAGCACGGAUUUCAGCGAGGCUGAGAGCAGGGAGAUCGAAUCAGUCACCCUUGUCUCCCCAACAACUUCCCGCAUCACGCUCACCUCGCCCCUCUCUCACACGCACGAGGGCACAUCGGUGCCGGAUGGCUUUGGCGGUACCAUCGACAUUCGUGCUGAGGUGGCGAUGCUGGAUAGGCGGAUUGUCAUUCAGGGGACGGAUGAGCCCGCCCCACACCAGUACGACGGCGGCCACUUCAUGGUGUAUAUGACGCCCACCCCUCAGACCAUAGAAGGGGUUCAGUUCCGAGGACUGGGCCACCAGGGCACGCUGGGCCGCUACCCUCUGCACUUCCACGUGUGCGGGCUCCCGGCAGACGCAUCUCAGCCGCACGUUGUGCGAAAGAACGCGAUCGUGCACACGAAGCAACGUUGUAUGGUGAUCCAUGCUACGAGCAACAUGAGUAUAGAGGACAACGUCACCUAUGAGACCAAGGGGCACUGUUUCUUAGUGGAGGAAGGGUCGGAGACUGGGAAUGUGUUUCGGAGGAACCUGGGGAUGAGUGUGCGGCAGGUGGAGCGGGUGAUUCCGCCGGACACGAGUGACCCGUACGGGUUUCACACGGACAAGCAGCCGAGUGUGUUUUGGCUGGCCACUCCCUUCAACAGCUUCUUUGGGAAUGUGGCUGCUGGGUCGGACAACAGCGGCUUCUGGCUGGAGGCCAACCCCACCAUGCGAGGUCUCUCCCGCCUGCUGCCUGCCAUCGGCAACAAACGGCCAGACAGGUUUAACUGGGGAGAGUACGUGGGCAAUGUUGCACACUCCUCCCUCUUUGGCUUCCGCACCUACCCACACGGCUCGCAGUCCCGCUUCCCCAACUACAACGGCACUAUUACCUAUCUUAAGGACUCGCUCUUCUACAGGAAUAAGGCCGGCAUCCUAUUCGUGAACACCGAGCGCAUAGUGGUGGAAAACGGGGCCUUUGUGGAGAAUGCAUACGGGAUGGACAUCAGCCGAAAUGGGGGUGUGACGGUCAAGGGCUGCCGUUUUGUGGGCACGCUGCCAUCAACUUGCACUGCGAAGGCCAGAAGUGCCCUCCGCAGCAGCAGCAUCAGCAGCAGCAGAACCAGCAGCGCCAGGGGCAGCAGUAUCGGCAGCACCAGCCUUGCCAGCAGCAGUAUUGCCAACAAGAGCAACCAGAUUCUAGCCACAGCAGCAGCAGCUGCAGCUUCCCCCCUCACCCCUCCUCCUACCCCCCUCCUCAGUCCCCACCAAGGCCCCACCACAGAGUGGGAGCCUCCCGGCCUGGCAGACGCCAUAAGACCCUGGGCUGAGUUCCUCUACCCCCUGCCCAGUUGGGGCACAGGUGACAGUGACUAUAGUGAUGGUACCGGGGGCUUGGGUGACUAUAGCGAGUAUGGGGACUAUGCUGAUGGGGAUGGUGAUGGGGCGAAUGGGACUGGCAGCAGUGGUAGUACCAGCAGCGGCAGCAGUGGCAGCACGGGGAAUAGCACGGGCAACAGCAUGGGCAGCAGCAGUGGCGACAGCACAGGGAGCCGCGGUGGAGAGACGGAGUUGGCAUACAACAUAACAGCAGGGGAGGUGCCUCCUUGGGCUGAGAGCUACUGGCUAGGGUACUGGAGGGAGGGUGAGGGAGGUGCAACUGCUGCUCGUGCUGCUACUGCUUCUGCUGGUGCUGGUGCUGGUGCUGGUGGUGUUGCUGCUGGUGGUGGUGAGGGUGUGGCGGGACAAAGGGUUUCUCUUAUGAGAAGUGACGACAGAGUGCAUGAGGCAGAAGCGCGGCCACAGAAGGAAAUUGGAGACGGGUCGUUUGACUCGCCCAUUGGGGUGACUCUCAGCCAGAGCAACCCGGCUGACAUCCUACGACCGUCCUCGGUUGAAGAUUCCUUCUUCUCUGGCUACGGUGCCUGCACCACUGGCAGCUUUGGCAUCGCUCUUGUGACCAACAAGCCUGGCGGCUACUGGAACACUGCCUUCUUUGUUCAGAAUCUUUCCUUUGCGUUGGGCAGCAAGAGAUUUUGGGCAACCCCAAACCCGCCCGCAACCAUUCCCCCCAGGGGAGGCCUCAUCGCUCGGUUCUACGCCCUCAGGGACUUGGACGGCUCGCUUCUCGGCACGCCAGGGGCUUUCGCCGUGGCGCCUUACUCCCCCAUCCUGCCGCCUGCCUCUGUGCGCGCCAGCGUGUGCCAGUAUCGGGGGGAGAGCGCAGUAUACCAGUGUGAAUCGGUGUGCUACAGAGCUGUCGGUGUGUUCUACCAUGAAUCUGGGGUGCGCCCCAAUGGGAUGGCUGGCUUGCCUGCCAAAGUCCUCCGGCCUUACAGCUACAUCAACAUAACAAGGGAGGAGGAUGGAGAGACGUUCACUGCGUACGGCACGGACAACGACAACCCUGACAGCCCCCCUGCCGACCCCAAGCGCAAUGCCUACCGUUACGUUACCGCCUCGCUGCUGGCUGGAUACACCUAUCGGUUCACCAUCAUCCCUGCUCCUACAAACAGCCUCUUCUACCCCACCUGGGCUCAGGUGUGGUCGUAUGACAGGGGGGGCUGUGAGGGGGGUUUGAAGAUCAAGAUAGAGGGCAAAGAUCAGAGCACACAGUGGUUCGCCACUGACGCCCCCAGCCUCCCUUGCUCAGGUGCCUUCAAGUACAAGACCUACAAGGAGUACCUCUGCCCCUCGUCUUCUUCAACUCCUCUGCUCCAAAUGACUGUGGGCCCCACCAGCUAUGGCGCUCUCGCUACAAUGAAGCUCAACGUUUCCUCGCCUUCGUCUUGCUCUCCCGCAUGUUCCUGAUGCGAGCAUUACCAACACGCAAAGGUAAUGUGUAUAGUAUAGUACUAAUGUCCAUCAGUUUUGCAGGUGUGUACAGACUUCGGGGGCCUUGUGAUGUCCUAAUUUUUAGCUCUGACCGAGGUUUAGUGUACUGUAGAGCUUACACCUGGAGCACACCGGACGCCCAGCGCAAUACGUGGCAAAUCAAAAACCACCGCCCAUUAGCGUUGACACACGGGCAACGGCCCACUCGAUGUGGGCUGUGAACAGAGCCAGCAGUGCAGCGCCAUCAUGACAGCAGUGACAAACAUGCGGCACAAGACGAAAGAUGUGCGCCGCAACUGUUUUCAGCACAAACUCCAGCCGCACUCGGAAUAGCGCUCCGGCGAAGCUCAGCGAGCCUUUCGUUGAGCCUGCAAAGGUGCGUACGCCUGGCUGGGUUUGUUUGUGGCUUGAGCAUUGCCGCAUGAAAGUGAAUGCUGACUUGGCAGCGAAAUGGAGUCGCGAUGCCCCGAUGCUAGGGAUCGUUCUCAACAUCCGACAGCCAACCCAGGAACAGAUUCGUAAAACAAAUUCCCACACUCCACGCAACAGUUAUUGUUGCGAUACGAACCUUCAAUUCGUAAUGUAAGAAAUCUCUAGAAGACGC